UUCAGGAGGGAGGUGGGGACUGCAGCUCGGCUGCCAUUGGUGGCCCGCGCAGCUGUUAAAGUCCACGCCGCUCUUUUCGGCCUGCUGUUUUCGGGAGAGAGCGACCAUGGCCGUGCAGGGGGGGAGACUCGUUAGCCGGAAACCCCGCCUGGCCUGGCUCCUGGCGGGGAACAGAUCCAGCCCGGCAGGGAGAGGCAUAUACAGGCAACAGGAGCUGCAAAACUGUUUCUCCUUGCAAUCAAAAAUGCCUCCUUGUGACUUUGUACCUGAACAAUAUGAGUCCUAUCCCUACGAGUACAUGCUGAAGAUCCGCAAGCAGAACCUUUCUCCAUCCCUGUUCACUGCUUACAAGAAACCACUGCUGAUCCAUCAGGGACACAUGCAAUGGCUGUUUGACUAUGAAGGACGUCGGUACCUCGAUUUCUUUGCUGGAAUUGUCACUGUUAGUGUUGGUCACUGCCACCCGAAGGUAACAGCAGCUGCCCAGAAACAGCUUGGACGCUUGUGGCACACAACCAGCUUGUAUGUGCACCCAGCAAUCCAGGAAUAUGCAGAGAAAUUGGCCUUGCUGCUUCCAGAUCCCUUAAAGGUGAUUUUCUUAACCAACAGUGGUUCAGAAGCCAACGACUUGGCAAUGUUAAUGGCAAGGAUUUUUACACGCAACUUUGACAUCAUUUGUUUCAGAGGAGGCUACCACGGAAGCAGUCCUUACACAAUGGGCUUGACAUCUAUUGGAACUUACAAAUAUGGAUUGGCCAAUGGAUUUGGCUGCCAAACGACAAUGUUGCCUGACGUUUUUCGUGGUCCAUGGGGAGGAAGCCAUUGUCGGGAUUCUCCAGUGCAAACAAUUCGAAAAUGCACCUGUUCUCCAGGCUCCUGCCAUGCAAAGGACCAGUACAUUGAGCAGCUCAAAGACACUUUCAGAACUUGUGUUCCAAAAGCCAUAGCUGGAUUUAUUGCUGAGCCAAUUCAGGGUGUCAAUGGAGCUGUUCAGUACCCCAAGGGAUUCCUAAAGGAGGCUUUCCAGCUCGUGCGUGAAAAUGGUGGCGUGUGUAUUGCAGAUGAAAUUCAGACAGGGUUUGGUCGAACAGGCAGCCAUUUCUGGGGAUUUCAAGGACAUGAUGUGGUCCCUGACAUUGUAACUAUGGCGAAAGGAAUUGGCAAUGGCUUUCCAAUGGCGGCCGUUGUCACGACAGCAGAGAUUGCAGAAACGAUGGCUCAAAGCCUGCACUUCAACACAUUUGGAGGAAAUCCUGUGGCUUGUGUAAUUGGAUCUGCAGUCCUGGAUAUGAUAGCAGAAGACGGCUUGCAGAAAAACAGCAAGGAUGUGGGGACUCACCUACUCUUAGAGCUGGCUAAGCUGCGCGAUGAGUUUGAAAUCAUCGGAGAUGUCCGUGGCAAAGGCCUUAUGAUCGGGGUCGAGAUGGUCAAGAAUAAGGAGACUUGUGAGCCGCUUCCCGUCGAAGAGAUGAAGCAGAUCUGGGAAGACUGCAAAGAUAUGGGAGUGUUAAUUGGGAGGGGAGGACUGUUUUUACAGACCUUUCGAAUCAAACCUCCAAUGUGCAUCACUAAGGAAGACGCAGACUUCGCUCUGGGAGUUUUCCAUGCUGCUUUAACAAGGCACGCAGAAAGAACAGCAACUGCAAAAUAGCCUCCCGUUUGCCGCAUUGUGCCGAAGAACAUCCAUCUCCGCAAUUAAAAUGACCCAGCUGGCAGAUUAAAACUGUUUUACAGGUUUUAUUGUAUAUUCCAUUUGCUGCAUCUGAUGCACCAGCUUGUGAACAAAGUUGGCAUCAUCGAUAAUGAGCUUCAGGAGCCAACUUAAGACUCGCUUAUUUCAACAAGCCUUAUGAACCUGCUUUAUAGGUUUAUAACCUUGUCAGGUGACCCAUUUUCAUAUUGCAGUUUUUUUAAUGUAUUCUGCUUGUUUGUUUUUGGUUUUCACUGAGAUUCUGUACGCUGCAUAGCUCUAUUUUUAUAGGUGUUGGUAAUACAGAAAUGAAAUAAUAAAAUCAUCCCCGCUGCCAUUGGAACUGCAGCUACCAGCAUCUGGAGUGUGACAACAGUUGCCAUCCUUUAAACAGAAGGGGGAAUCCAAAUUGGCUAGCACAUGUCCAUAAGGGCCUAAGCGAGGGCCUGAAUCCACUUAAAGAUGCCUUGUGUAUUGAUGCACCCUGGUCAGGAUUGGGCUAAAUGAGUAAGGGAGGCUGGCAGGGGGGGAAUAGACACUUUUACCAUGUAGGACAUGCAUGUUGUUCAUUUAACAAGCGCUAUAAAUAAAACUGCAUUGUAAAGUAAAAUAA
Messenger RNA from Rhineura floridana, 2303 nucleotides. RefSeq names its product alanine--glyoxylate aminotransferase 2 (gene AGXT2). Gene Ontology annotation, biological process: glyoxylate catabolic process. Gene Ontology annotation, molecular function: pyridoxal phosphate binding; L-alanine:glyoxylate transaminase activity. The transcript is spliced from 14 exons. NCBI's taxonomy places the organism in Eukaryota, Metazoa, Chordata, Lepidosauria, Squamata, Rhineuridae. Gene Ontology annotation, cellular component: mitochondrion. The coding region runs from base 107 to 1651 and encodes 514 amino acids. The record is from RefSeq and is a predicted model, not a curated record.